This is a messenger RNA of Procambarus clarkii (red swamp crayfish), 3339 nucleotides long. RefSeq names its product transport protein Sec23 (gene Sec23). Gene Ontology annotation, cellular component: endoplasmic reticulum exit site; COPII vesicle coat. Gene Ontology annotation, biological process: endoplasmic reticulum to Golgi vesicle-mediated transport; COPII-coated vesicle cargo loading; intracellular protein transport. Gene Ontology annotation, molecular function: GTPase activator activity; zinc ion binding. NCBI's taxonomy places the organism in Eukaryota, Metazoa, Arthropoda, Malacostraca, Decapoda, Cambaridae. The record is from RefSeq and is a predicted model, not a curated record.
CACUGUGGCACCCAUCAUCAGUAGCGACGUGGAACUUGUGCCGUGAAGGUCGCGGCUCCUUGCAGGACGGACCAGCACUCUUCCUUAUCCACCCUUAACACCUAGACACAACAAGUGGAUAAAGCAAAACUACUAGGAAUUCAGUUGAAUGUCAUCUGGAGCCAUGAUGUAUGGGUAUCAACAACAAGCUGUGGCAGCUGCUGGUCAGCAGUAUCAGCAGCCAAACCAAGAUAAUUAUCAACAACAUGGAUAUCAGCCACAGGCACAGCAAGCAUAUCAGCAACAGCCACAGCAAGCAUAUCAGCAACAACCACAGCAAGCUUAUCAACAACAGCCACAGCAAGCCUAUCAGCAACAGGCACAGCAACAACCACAGCAACAGGCACAGCAACAGGCACAACCAGCUUAUCAGCAACAAGGUUACCAGUCAGAGCCCCAACAUGGCUAUCAACCACAACCUCAGCAAGGAUAUCAGCCUCAGCAGCAACAAUAUCAGCCGGAACAAUAUGGAGGGCAGCAACCACAACAGCAGCAGCAGCAGCAACAGCAGCAAGCAUCAUUCCAAGAAUUUAUUGAAACCCAGGAAAACAAAGAGGGUGUUCGUUUUUCGUGGAACGUUUGGCCAUCCAGUCGAAUUGAAGCAACUCGUAUGGUAGUGCCUGUGGCUUGCACAUACACUCCAUUGAAAAAGCGUGAUGAUUUGCCUCCAAUCUGCUAUGAACCACUCAAGUGUACGCAGAUGCAGUGUGGAGCUAUCUUGAACCCUCUUUGUCAGGUGGAUUUCAGGUCGAAGAUGUGGGUAUGCUGCUUCUGCUUCCAGCGUAACCCCUUCCCCAGCAGCUAUGCUUCCAUUAGUGAACAAAGCCAGCCUGCAGAACUAUUCCCUUCUUAUUCUACCAUUGAGUAUACUAUCAUGAGGCAGCAGAAUAUGCCCCCAAUCUUCUUAUUUGUUGUGGACACGUGUGUUGAUGAGGAAGAACUUAAUGCACUGAAGGAGUCCAUCACCAUGUCUCUCUCCCUGAUGCCAGCCAGCGCCCUUGUUGGACUUAUCACCUUCGGCCGCCAUGUCCAUGUUCAUGUUCUGGCAAAUGAAGUGAUGAGGAAGCAGUAUGUUUUCCCUGGAGGAAAAGAUCAGACUGCAAAAACAGUUCAAGAGUAUUUGGGUGUUGGACUUAAGACUGCAACACAGACUCAGAUGCCAGGCCAAGCUGCACCUGCACCACAGCCAGGUCAAAUGAAUAACAGGUUCCUACAACCAGUUCAAGAAUGUGAGAUAAUGUUACAAGAUAUUCUGGCUGAUCUACGUCGUGAUCCCUGGCCAGUCAUGACAGGCAAACGUCCUCUGCGAGCCUCGGGAGCGGCAUUGUCAAUUGCUAUUGGAUUACUGGAGGCAUGUUACCCAAAUACCGGUGCCCGAAUUUUAACAUUCCUUGGUGGUGCCUGUUCCUAUGGCCCUGGAAUGGUUGUGGACGACGACCUGCGUAAGCCUAUUAGAUCUCAUCAUGAUAUUGAAAAGGAUAGCUGUCAAUAUAUGAAGAAAGCCAUUAAGUUCUAUGAAACACUUGCCAAGAGAGUAUCUGAUAAUGGUCACGUCGUGGAUUUGUAUGCCUGUGCCCUGGACCAAGUGGGAUUGCAUGAAAUGAAGUACUGUACUAACUACACAGGUGGCCACAUGGUUCUUGGAGAUUCAUUCAACUCAUCACUGUUCAGGACAACAUUCCAGCGUGUGUUUGCCCGUGAUGAAAAGGGCAAUUUGGAAAUGGCUUUCAAUGCUACACUAGAAGUCAAAACUUCCCGAGAACUCAAGAUUGCUGGAGCCUUGGGUGCGUGUGUGUCAGCCAAUGAGAAAGGCCCAAAUGUUGCCGAAAUGGAGAUUGGAAUUGGUAAUACGACCAAAUGGAAGCUUUGUGGCUUGAACCCUAAUACUACAGUAUCUAUAUUUUUUGAAAUUGCCAAUCAGCAAGGGUCAGAUAUUCCUGGUGGGAGAGGCCAUGUACAGUUCAUCACCAGAUAUCAACACCCAUCUGGCCAAACAAGAUGCAGAGUUACCACCGUUGCUAGAAAUUGGGCAGACCCUCAAAGUGGCCAGCACUUCAUAGCCCUUGGCUUUGACCAAGAAGCAGCUGCAGUACUAAUGGCUCGUUUAGCUGUUCAUCGCUCGGAAACUGAUCAAGAUGGAACUGAUGUACUUCGCUGGGUGGAUAGAAUGUUGAUUCGCUUGUGUCAGAAGUUUGGCGAGUUUACUCCUAAUGAUCCCAAUAGCUACAGAUUCCAGGAGAACUUCAGUCUAUAUCCUCAAUUUAUGUUCCAUCUUAGACGGUCACAGUUCUUACAGGUCUUUAAUAACUCUCCAGAUGAAACUUCAUUUUACAGAUGUAUGUUAAAUCGUGAAAGUGUGACCGAGUGCCUCACUAUGAUCCAGCCAGUUUUGUAUAGUUAUUCAUUCAACGGGAUUGAAGCAGUCAUGUUGGAUACGUCGUCCAUACAGCCCGACCGCAUCUUGUUACUGGACACCUUUUUCCACGUUCUCAUAUUUUUGGGAGAGACAAUGGCAGCAUGGAAGCGGGAAGGUUAUCAAGACCAAGAAGAAUAUGCAACUUUCAAGGAUCUACUACAGUCCCCAAUUGAUGAUGCUCAAGAUAUUCUAGCUACCAGAUUCCCUAUUCCCAGAUAUGUAGAGACAGAACAAGGUGGCUCACAGGCACGAUUUCUGCUGUCGAAAGUGAAUCCAUCACAAACUCACAACAAUGCAAUUUAUGGCGGGUCAACCAUCCCAGACCCCAAUUCUACGGAUGGUGGAGCUCCAGUUCUUACAGAUGAUGUCAGCUUGCAAGUUUUCAUGGAACAUCUUAAGAAACUUGCAGUUACAUCCAAUGCUUGAAAUAAAAUUUCCUAAAGUUUAUUUUUUAUAUCUAGAACAAAUUAAUUAAUCAUGUUCUUUGUCGAAGGUUAGCUCAGAAAAUGUUUUGAGUAACUUUCUAUGAGUUUUAAUAUAUUAUCUGGUAUUUGGUAAAUAGAGCUAAUGAGCCGGUGAAAUGAUAUUGUAUAAAAGUUUAAUAAAUUUCCUUGUUCAAGAAAUGUUUUUAUUAAUCAGAAACAUUAAAAGUAAAGACCAAGGUGGUUCUAUUGUGGUUCCAAUUUAAUGUUUUCAAAUGUGUGCAUGUACAUAUUAUCAUACCAAGAUUUAUGACUUAAAACAAUUGGUUAUAUUUUUAUAUAAAGUAGGGUAAUCAUUUUCUGAAGUUGUAGGUAAAUCUGCUGAUUUUAGGUAAAUGUUCCACACUUUAGUAUUUUCUUGUAUUUAUUUAAUUGGUGAUUAUUAAAAUUUAUUUCCAGUUA